Gilbertella persicaria is the source of this 1128-nucleotide messenger RNA. RefSeq lists its product as uncharacterized. The transcript has a single exon. Bases 31 to 1041 code for a protein of 336 amino acids. Lineage: Eukaryota; Fungi; Mucoromycota; Mucoromycetes; Mucorales; Choanephoraceae. The record is from RefSeq and is a predicted model, not a curated record.
UUCUUUUUUAUUCAACUUUUACUAUUUCAAAUGGUACAGUCUAUUGAAGUAUAUCUUCAACCUCCUUCUCCUACCAUAAAUCCAAUAUGCACAUUGCCUUCUGUUAAAUCGUUGUUUUCAGAGACCAUGGAAGAAGACGAGAGAAGUAUCAUAUCGGAGCAUGAUCAGCAGCAGCAACAACAGUUACCAAGUAUUCGAGUCACAGAAGAUGAUACCAGCCACUCUGAAUAUGGUAGUGAUCAUCAUCAUCGUCGCCGUCUUAGCUUCAAUAAUAAACUAGAUGCGAUUGAGCCUCAGCUUGAUUCAUUAUCCAUCUCCACCUCACCAUAUCAACAAAGUCCUAUCAUGACCUUUUCUUCCCCAUCAUCUACUACUUCUUCUAUUGUUGGUUCACCAUUAAUUUCACCUAUAAACGAUGGCCCCUUUUUACUGCCACCACCAGAUAGCAGUACACUACGUCGUUGUCGUUCUGUUUCCAACUCAUCAAUCACAUCAUCACCCACAAACUCACCUUAUACAUCAUUUUCAUUUCGUUCAUUGUCGGAACCCCCUACUUUUAGCUUACCUCCUUCAUCGACAGAUGAAGAGGAUGAAGGUGAUGAUCGAAAUGAUAAUCGUAAUGAAGAUUGUCACCCCAUUUUUGGACCCAAGAGAAAACGUGGUAGACCACCAAAUGCUUCUCGGCCAGAAGUGCAAGCAGACAGCAAUUACACAUUUGUUAAACCGACCGUUUGGGAUGUUGGACAUAAACCACAAAAACAGAAACAAUCGAACAAUGAUACCCCUCAAUUUCUGACUGAGAACACUGUUUUAUCAGACGGCAUUAAUACUUUUACAGCAACUAAUAUGAACAUGGCCUUAAAUAUACCCAAAAAAAAACGAGGACGAAAGCCGAAAAAGCAACUGGAGGGCAACUCAUGCUUUGUUUGGCGUGAUUUGACUGCACCGCGUGGCGCUAACAAAAAGACAUUACUAUCGCAGAAAAAGAAAGAAUCAAAUCAUAACAAUGAGGGGAGCAGUAAUACAGGCCAGUAUUCAUAGUGAUAUAUAUAUAUAACACAAUUAUUUGAUGAUUGUAUUUCGAAUUUAAUUGAAAUAAAUCUGUACGCAUAUGCUUUAUUUACGCCA